UUCAAGCUCUAACUGCUGUUCCUGCCCUAGAUACCUGUGAUGUUCCACAUAGGCUUUUUAAAGCGUUUAUUCUGAAAUGUGUUCCCUUGUUAAAAACAUUACCUUUCGGUAUAACAUCUACGUCCUACAUGCGUUUGCAUAAUCCGGUAUAGAUCCCUGGAUCCCUGGUACUAAUGAUUUAAUGACCGCUCAAUUUGGACGAAAGAACCAAAUUCCACCUCCCCCCCGCCCCCCAGUUUUCUAAUUGUAAUUUUGAGAUUUUGAUCAGCAUUUCUGGAAUUGGGGGCAAAAAUACAAAAACCCACACGAAACUGCAGUCAUGAUCUCUCCGUGGUGCUGAAGCAACACUCCCCGCUCUGUUCGGUCACUCUCAGGGCACCUAGUCGUUUGUUUUGAGAUUAUCAUAUUCAUUUCAGCUUUUAAUUUGAAUUCUAAUAGUAAAUGUUUUCGUCUCUCAAUGGUAACUUUCUUCUCAUUUAACUAGGUAUAAAAUCGAGCCAAGAUCUUCAAUCUUUUAGUUUUCGUAUAAGGAUAGCAGAAUUUGAAAAAUUACCUUUUUUCUAUUAUUUUAGCGUAGCACUACAAUUCCUCCUUUUAUAGCUGUCCUGCCACAGGCCCAGAUUCUCCCCUGUGGGUGGAGAAACGGUAGCUGGACUAGAAAACCUGAGGUAGAUUCUAGCACCAAGCUCGGUUCUCAGAACUACAUUUCCCACAAACUUGGACUACACCUCCCAUGAGGGCUCGGGCGCGUGCGCAGAAGACGCACAGUGACAGCUUCCUGUUUCGGAAACGCGGCGCGGCCGGUUGCCGGAAAACAGGGCAGACCUGUAUGAUUCGUUUAUUCCUGGGGUUGUCAUAUCAUGGCUGAUAAUGACACAGACAGAAACCAGACUGAGAAGCUCCUAAAAAGAGUACAAGAACUGGAGCAAGAGGUGCAAAGACUUAAAAAGGAAAAGGCCAAAAAUAAGGAGGACUCAAACAUUAGAGAAAAUUCAUCAGGAGCUGGAAAAACUAAGCGUGCAUUUGAUUUCAGUGCUCAUGGCCGAAGACACGUAGCCCUAAGAAUAGCCUAUAUGGGCUGGGGAUACCAGGGCUUUGCUAGUCAGGAAAACACAAAUAAUACCAUUGAAGAGAAACUGUUUGAAGCUCUAACCAAGACUCGAUUAGUAGAAAGCAGACAGACAUCCAACUAUCACCGAUGUGGGAGAACAGAUAAAGGAGUUAGUGCCUUUGGACAGGUGAUCUCACUUGACCUUCGCUCUCAGUUUCCAAGGGGCAGGGAUUCCGAGGACUUUAAUGUAAAAGAGGAGGCUAAUGUUGCUGCUGAAGAGAUCCGUUAUACCCACAUUCUCAAUCGGGUACUCCCUCCAGACAUCCGUAUAUUGGCCUGGGCCCCUGUAGAACCAAGCUUCAGUGCUAGGUUCAGCUGUCUUGAGCGGACUUACCGCUAUUUUUUCCCUCGUGCUGAUUUAGAUAUUGUAACCAUGGAUUAUGCAGCUCAGAAGUAUGUUGGCACCCAUGAUUUCAGGAACUUGUGUAAAAUGGAUGUAGCCAACGGUGUGAUUAAUUUUCAGAGGACUAUACUAUCUGCUCAAGUACAGCUAGUGCGCCAGAGCCCAGGUGAGGGGAGAUGGCAAGAACCUUUCCAGUUAUGUCAGUUUGAAGUGACUGGCCAGGCAUUCCUUUAUCAUCAAGUCCGAUGUAUGAUGGCUAUCCUCUUUCUGAUUGGCCAAGGAAUGGAGAAGCCAGAGAUUAUUGAUGAGCUGCUGAAUAUAGAGAAAAAUCCCCAAAAGCCUCAAUAUAGUAUGGCUGUAGAAUUUCCUCUAGUCUUAUAUGACUGUAAGUUUGAAAAUGUCAAAUGGAUCUAUGACCAGGAGGCUCAGAAGUUCAAUAUUACCCACCUACAACAACUGUGGGCUAAUCAUGCUGUCAAAACUCACAUGCUGUAUAGUAUGCUACAAGGACUGGACUCUGUUCCAGUACCCUGUGGAAUAGGACCAAAGACGGAUGGAAUGACAGAAUGGGGAAAUGUUAAGCCCUCUGUCAUAAAGCAGACCAGUGCCUUUGUAGAAGGAGUGAAGAUGCGCACAUAUAAGCCCCUCAUGGACCGUCCUAAAUGCCAAGGACUGGAAUCCCGGAUCCAGCAUUUUGUACGUAGGGGACGAAUUGAGCACCCACAUUUAUUCCAUGAGGAAGAAACAAAAGCCAAAAGGGACUGUAAUGACACACUAGAGGAAGAGAAUACUAAUUUGGAGACACCAACGAAGAGGGUCUGUGUUGACACAGAAAUUAAAAGCAUCAUUUAACCAUAGACAGUUUGCCAGGAUCUAGGAACCACCUAAUGGUAGGUGGACACAAAAGGAAAAAAAAAAAAUUUACUUGCAAGUACUAGGAAUUCAGAUGAUGAGCUCUUAAAAAAAAAAAAAAGCAAAAAGACUAAAGUCCUAUUAAGGAAGUUAUUGCUUUAAUAAGAAAUUUCAAAUAUUCUCUUAUCCUGGUCCAAAAGGCUUAAGCGAUUAAAGAAGCAAAAAGCAGUCGUAAAAUGGAGAUGUAUUUACAUACACCUGGAAACCUGUGCCUUGUAUUCAAAUUCAUUAAAGCCUAAUCCUGCAAGUA
This is a messenger RNA of Gorilla gorilla gorilla (western lowland gorilla), 2616 nucleotides long. It is a transcript of the gene PUS3, whose product is annotated as pseudouridine synthase 3. Gene Ontology annotation, cellular component: nucleus; cytoplasm. The transcript has 4 exons. Gene Ontology annotation, biological process: mRNA pseudouridine synthesis; tRNA pseudouridine synthesis. Lineage: Eukaryota; Metazoa; Chordata; Mammalia; Primates; Hominidae. The record is from RefSeq and is a predicted model, not a curated record. The coding region runs from base 861 to 2306 and encodes 481 amino acids. Gene Ontology annotation, molecular function: pseudouridine synthase activity; RNA binding.